CAGCGCAUUUUAUUAAUUACGCAAUUAAAAGCAAUAAUUGUUGGAUAAAAUCAGUGCUAAAACCAACAUUAAAGGGAAAAAAAUAAAUUUGGUUAAAAAGUGAAUUUGUAGUGAAAAUUACAUAAAGAGAUGGAUGACCUUGGAAUCGGAAUCGAUAUCGGAGCCUCGAAAAUUGUGGUUGCUGUUUGUCGCGGAGACAAAGCUGAAGUCAUUUUGAACAGCGAGGGAUGCAGAUCGACCAAAUUCUGUGUUGCUUUUAACAACAAGGAGCGAUUGUUUAGUGAUGCAGCUGAGGGACAAUUUUCUGUCAAUCCGGAAAAUACGAUUUAUGGAAGAGACGUAAAGCAAAUUAUUGGAUUACACAAACAACAUUUUGAAGGAAAAAUGUCAAUUUUUUCAUGUCCCUUGAUUUUAAGUGAAGAUCCUGAGCAAGUGCGAUAUUGCCUCAAGUACCGAAAUCAGGAGCCAAAACUUUUUCCGGAGCACAUUUUGACCAUGUUUUUGUCAAAAAUCAAGAAAGAAUUGGAAAUCUUUUACAAGAGAUCAGUUUCAAAAGCAGUCAUCACAGUUCCUUCGAUGUUCAAUAGUGCUCAAAGAUUUGCCGUGAAAAAUGCUGUCCUCGCUGCUGGUAUCGAGGUUGAGAGUAUUUUGAAUGACUCCACAGCUUCUGCGAUCACUUACAUGAUCGAACGGCACGGAAGUGACGACAAAAAUAUCUUGAUUUUUGACAUGGGAGCAACUUCGACGGAUGUUGCUGUGAUUAAAUUGACCGGAAAUUCAGUAGAAGUCAAAGCUUGUGGCGGAAAUUUGGAUCUGGGAGGCGACAGUUUCGUUCUUUUGCUACUCAAAUACUUUAUUCGAGAAUUUGAACACGAAAAAAAUGUUCGUAUCAGCGAUAACAAACAUUAUAUCGCUCGUCUUCGAUUCGCAUGUGAGAAAUUUAAGAAAAUGUUGUCGGCAACAAGUGAAGCUGUUCUUCAUGUUGAAACUUUUUACAAUGGAGAACCGUAUCAACUAAAAAUGAAGCGGGAAACCUUCGAAACUAUUUGCCAAAAUUUGUUUGAAAAGGUUGAAAAAGUCAUCGGCGAUGUCAUUCGAGCCGCGAAAUGUUCCGUUGAUGAAGUGAUUGUUGUUGGAAAUGGAGGAAGAAUUCCAAAAGUAGAGGUAACAAUUGCGGAAUUCUGUAAAAAAGAGUUGUCGAAAGUACUUAACCAAGAUGAAUCGGUAGCAAUGGGUGCAGCUUAUUACGCAGCUCGAAAUAUUUCAAAGACGUAUCGAGUCAGAUCAUUGAAUGUGAAACAAGUUACUGCAAUGCCUCUUAAUUUUGGAAUAAACGAGAAUGAAAUUAUCACUUUGAUCAAGAGAGGAAAAUUUCUUCCAAUUAAUGAUGAAAUAACUUAUCAAAACUUGCAGAAGUUUCAAAUAAAACUUAGUCAAGGCGAUCAUGUAUAUACUUGCGGUGUGCUUUCAGCAGAUCCUUAUGAAAUUUCAAGUGACUUCGACAAAGAUGGAUUACUAAAACUAACCAUAAUGGUCCAAGAUGUUUUAGAGACUCAAAAUUCUUUAAUAAAUCAUCAAAAAAUCUCCGAUCCAAAAAUUAAACAAAUCCAAACAACCGAAAGCAUGUUUGAAAAACACGAAAUUGAAUACAAAAAAGCCAUGGAAAAGAAAAAUGAUCUGGAAAAAAUUUGCCUUGUAUAUAAACGCAAGUUUAAUUCGGACGAAAUGAAAGACGUGCUUCCCGCAGACGAUAUCAAUAAAAUUAAAAAUGUUUGCUUAGAAACAUUGGAUUGGCUUGAGGAUAAUUCACACCCAGAAAUAAAAGAUAUUGAGAAAAAAAUAGAAAAUAUCAAAGAAGAAUGUGAAUACAUGAUUGAAAAAUCAGAAUUUUUGAAGAAGUUGCAACAUGCUGAUCAACUCUUUGACCAAAAAGAUUACAGAGAAGCAAGUUCAAUUUACAACCAUAUUUUGAACAACUUUUCAUACUAUUUAGAUGAUGACCGACGUGUUGACAUAAUGUUUAAAAGUGCUUCAGCAUUAAUGGAAACGAAACAAUUUUGGGAAUGCAUAAAACUGCUCAAUACUUUAUUUAACAGCACUGAAGAUGAUUUAUAUCGCCUUAAAGUUUGCCGACAACGUGGAAUUUGCCAUUUUUAUUUAAACAACUAUAAAGAAUGCAUAAGUGAUCUUAAAAUUGUGUUAAACUACGAAAGUGAUCCUGAGGUACAAAAACUUUUUGAUGAUGCAAUUUUUCAACAAAAUGUUCAAGUAGUCGAAAACAUGUUCAAGGAAGCUGAAAAUCUGACACGAAUUCAACAAUAUGAUCAAUCAAAUUCUAAGUUGAAUGAUUUGUAUUUAUACAAAGAAUUUCAUUUCUUAGUGAAAAAUGGAAACAACUUAGAAGCACGAGUUUUCAUGUUGCGAGCCCAAAACAAUUUUAUGAUGAAAAAUUACAGUCGUGUUCUGAAAGAUUGCAAAAUAGCUGAGAAGGACCCGGAAAAUCGUACAAAAGUUUUGGAAUUUCGGGUAAAAUGUUUCACGGAACUUGAAGAUUUCGAUAAAGCCGAGGAGCAACUUGCAUCACUUGAGUCAAUUACAUACAAUAAGGCACGCUUGAAUGAUUUUAAACGCAGAUUGGCAGGCAAAAAAUACCAGAAUAUUAAAGCUGAAUAUGAUGAGUUAUUCAAAAAUGAGCAAUACAAAUCGGCAUUGAAAGUGUUGGAAGAAAUUCCCGUCGAAGCAUUGGAGAAAACUCUCAAAAUUGAUCACUUUUGCAACCAAGCCGCGGCAUUUUUGGUACUCAAUAAAUUUUCAGAGGGUUUGGAAUGUUGUCAAAAAGCAUUGAAUGUUGAUAAGAAACAUUGUCGAGCUUUGGAAUUACGUGCGGAAUGUUAUUUUCACAAGGGCGAUAACAAGAAAGCAAUUGAAGAAUGUGAUGCAGUUUUGAAACUUCCAGGUAAUUAUUAUAACAGCCGUAUUCGUGACAUCAAACGUGAAGCAGAAAGAGCAAUUGAGAGCAAGAAAAACAUAUUGACACGUGCCUCAAAUGCUGUUGUUAAUACUGCCGUUAAUGUUGCUUCAGGAAUUUAUCAGAACAUUGUACUUGGUGCAAAGAAGCCAGAAGAAGAACAGAAAUGCGAUCUGGAAAAGGAGGUUGAAACACUUACAGGUGAAGAGGCGUGGAAAGAUGAAGAUGUCAACAUGGAGUCUACAGAAGCAAUCAACAAUCAGUCCAAUGAAAAGGAACAACCUCAUUAUGCCCUACCAACAGAAGCUUCCAAAAGUAAAGAAGUAAAAAAAGAAACAUUUACAUCUGAAAAUCAACAAAACAGGCGCUCACAAAGAAAUGCUGGAAAGACACAAAAUUAUUAUGAACAACAAGAUGAAAUGGAUAUUGAUUAUGAAACAAAUUAUUCCAACAAAAAUCGUCGUACAAAGCCAUAAAUUUAAAGAAAGAAAUCAAAUUUCAUGACAAACAAUUAACAUUUACAAAAAAAAAAGGAGUAUUGAAACUUACUUUAUUAAUUGUCUCAAAUUACGUACUUAACUUUACAAGAAAAAAUAAACUCAAAAAAAUCAUUCCUCAUCCUUUUUUAAAAAGG
Culicoides brevitarsis is the source of this 3602-nucleotide messenger RNA. Its product is annotated as heat shock 70 kDa protein 6-like. The record is from RefSeq and is a predicted model, not a curated record. The coding region runs from base 130 to 3444 and encodes 1104 amino acids. Gene Ontology annotation, molecular function: ATP-dependent protein folding chaperone; ATP binding; protein binding. Lineage: Eukaryota; Metazoa; Arthropoda; Insecta; Diptera; Ceratopogonidae. The transcript is spliced from 5 exons.